Molecule: messenger RNA, 1969 nt
Organism: Musa acuminata subsp. malaccensis (wild Malaysian banana)
Lineage: Eukaryota; Viridiplantae; Streptophyta; Magnoliopsida; Zingiberales; Musaceae
Product: probable protein arginine N-methyltransferase 3
Biological process (GO): peptidyl-arginine methylation
Cellular component (GO): nucleus
Molecular function (GO): protein-arginine N-methyltransferase activity
Source: RefSeq, a predicted model, not a curated record
AGUGAUGGAGACCAAACGAGUAGAAGAAUACGAAAGAGACGAAGAGGAAGAGGAGGAUGAGGAGCAGAUGGAAGAAUGGGAUGACUGGCAGUCGGAGGAGGAGGAGGAAUCUUCCUCCCGUUGCCUCUGCUUGUUCUGUUGCUCGAGAUUUGGCUCCGCGGAGAUUUUGUUCGACCACUGCCGAUCCGAGCACUCCUUUGAUUUCCACCACGUUGUUCGUGAGUUGGGCUUAGAUUUCUAUGGCUCCUUCAAGCUUAUCAACUAUGUGAGGUCUCGGGUUGCAGAAAACAAAUGUUGGUGUUGCGGACUUACCUUACAGUGUAGCAGAGAUCUUCAGAACCAUUUACAUCCAGCUUCUAAUUUUGAAAAGGAUGGAAAUUUUUUCUGGGAGGAUGACUUGUAUUUAAAACCAUAUAUGGUAGAUGAUCCACUUCUGCAUAGUUUUGCUGGUGAUGAAGAUGAGGAAGAAGAUCCUCCUGCAGUAGAUGAAGAAAUGAUGAGAGAGCUAAUGACCAGUGAGGAACUACCCAAACUUUGUAAUGAUGGUCAAAGCAUGAUAAAUGGUGAUUCUCCCAUAUCUGAUGUUUUUAAGGAAACUGGAAAUACAGAGGCAUCUCUAGACAGCAUGGAUAAAAUUUCUCAGGGAAUGAUGACCAACGGCAUGAUUCUAAAGCCGUGUGAUCAGAAGCAGAAAGAUAAGAUAUUAAGGGUGUCUCUUGCAAAUGUUGUUGCAAGGAAAAUAAAAAAUGUAAAUGAGAAGUACUUUGGUUCUUAUGGCUCUUUUGGUAUACAUAGGGAGAUGCUUAGUGACAAGGUAAGAACGGAUGCUUAUAGAGGAGCACUUUUAAAUAACCCAUCUCUUAUUAACGGAGCUACUGUUUUGGAUGUUGGUUGCGGCACAGGAAUCUUAAGUCUUUUUGCAGCUCAGGGCGGGGCGUCAAAGGUAAUUGCUGUUGAAGCAAGCUCGAAGAUGGCUGCUGUCGCAACUCAGAUAGCUAGGGAUAAUGGCCUAUUGUCAGAGGACAGCAUGAAAGGUGAAGAGCAGCAUUCUGGAGUAAUAAAUGUGGUGCAAUGUAUGGUUGAAGAGCUUGACAAAUACAUAUAUAUUCCACCUAAUAGUGUUGAUGUACUAGUCAGCGAGUGGAUGGGUUAUUGCCUAUUAUACGAAUCCAUGCUCAGUUCAGUUCUCUAUGCACGUGAUAGAUGGUUGAAGCCUGAUGGUGCCAUUCUCCCAGAUACUGCAACCUUAUUCGCAGCUGGAUUUGGAAGAGGUGGAACAAGCAUUCCUUUCUGGGAAAAUGUAUAUGGUUUUAACAUGUCUUGCAUUAGCAAGGAAGUUAUGGAGGAUGCUUCUUGUGUUCCUAUUGUCGAUGCAAUAGACAGUCGGGAUAUCAUGACGGAAUCAGUAGUUAUCCAUUCCAUUGAUCUGGCCACCAUGAAGAUAGAUGAGAUGGAUUUCACAGCAAUCUUCGAGUUGAAACUGAGAACAGAUCCUGCUAACAAUGCAACAUCUAGAACAUGUCCUUGCUAUGGGAUUGUGCUGUGGUUUGAUACUGGUUUCACCAACAGAUUCUGCAAGGAGAUGCCUACCAUUCUCUCUACUUCACCUUACACUCCAAGGACUCACUGGUCUCAGACCAUCUUGACAUUUCGAGAACCAAUCACUAUGACAUCUUCUGAUGCUUUUGUCAGCACUACGGCAGCAGUUGGCACAGAAGAGAGCCCUGCUGUUAGGAUCAGAGCCCGCAUCAGCAUUGCUCGGUCCUCAGAACACCGCAGCAUAGACAUAUCGCAGGAGAUUUCAGGCAUCAGCUCGGAUGACCGUAAGCACAGUUGGCCAGUUCAAAUCUUCAGUUUGUGAUGAGAUUUUGAUAUCUUUGUGGCAGCUCAAAAUUUUCUUUUCCUGGGCUGUUAUGGCAUCGACGUGUUAUUUUAUAUGCUAUUUAUAUAUUGGUCUUUUAUGGUGAAA